Triticum urartu is the source of this 2670-nucleotide messenger RNA. RefSeq names its product protein DETOXIFICATION 42. The record is from RefSeq and is a predicted model, not a curated record. NCBI's taxonomy places the organism in Eukaryota, Viridiplantae, Streptophyta, Magnoliopsida, Poales, Poaceae. Gene Ontology annotation, molecular function: antiporter activity; xenobiotic transmembrane transporter activity. Gene Ontology annotation, biological process: transmembrane transport. Gene Ontology annotation, cellular component: membrane.
CACCGCACCACCGCGCUCCCGCUGCAGCCGGAACUUUUCCUGGCCGGCGAGCCGCCAAUGGCGCGGUGACACGGCGGACGGGGCGCCGGUGCGCGGCCCGGUGUACGGCGGCGACACGCGCGGGCCUGUGCUGGCCACGCGGCCCGCGACUAAACAAGGAUUUUCUCCUAGCUAUUGCGACUCCGACCUGGACUCCAGAGCUAGCGAAAAAGGCAGCGGGAAUCCAACGGACCCUCGAGCCGUCGCGCGACCGCAAGUACGCGCGCGUGAAUCGUGCCUCCGGCCGUCCUCUCACGGCGCUUAUUAAUAGGGGCCACGAGCCAGGGUGGAGCAGCAGCCAGUAGCUCCCUGCACUCAGCGCCCAAGAGUGCAAGUGGAACCAAAGACACACACGGCCAGCUAGCUCGGCACCCAGUCGCCGGCCGCUUCGCCACUUCAGGCCAGAGCUGAUGUAUUUCUUGUGAGAAACAUUUCACCGUUGGAGCACGUCGCCACAUCUGAGGGACUGGCUGACACGCCCUGCCCCCGUUCGCCUUUCCAUGUGACAGCUGCUGAUCGGUUUCCGUAUAAGUAGGGGCGAGCUGCCGCUUCUCCUUGUGCUCUCAUCCCUCCUCUCACGCACAGUCCUCUGCGCGAGCACGUAUACCCUGAACGAGCGAGCCAUCAGUCAGUCUCAGGCAAGCAUCAUACCUCUGUGUAUGGAGGAGGGCGCGGCGGCGAGCAUGGCCGUGGGGGAGAAGCGGGUGGCCGUCGACGUUCCCGCAGACGCUGCCGCGGCGGCGAACGGGCACGGCCCGGAGGAGAAGGCCGUGGAGGAGCUGCCGGCGCCGUCUGCAUUGUCCGGCUGGCCCAGGACGACAGGGAUGUACCUCUUCGUCAUGAACAUCAGGAGCGUCUUCAAGCUCGACGAGCUCGGGUCAGAGGUGCUGCGCAUUGCGGUGCCGGCGUCGCUUGCCUUGGCCGCCGAUCCCCUCGCCUCCUUGGUGGACACAGCAUUCAUCGGCCGUCUAGGUUCGGUGGAGAUAGCAGCUGUUGGUGUUUCUAUUGCCAUAUUUAACCAAGUCUCCAAAGUCUGCAUCUACCCGCUCGUUAGCGUAACAACAUCAUUCGUCGCUGAAGAAGAUGCCAUCAUUAGCAAAUACCUAGAAGAAAAUAACAGCAAGGACCUUGAGAAAGCCGCUCAUGUGCAUUCAGAUGCUUGCAAUGUGCCCGCAUCUGGUGGUGAGACGCCGGUGUGCGCUAAUUCUUGUAUACCCACAGAGUGUGCUGAUCUCUCCAAUCAAGGGUGCAAGAGAAGGUACAUACCUUCUGUGACAUCGGCUCUAAUUGUUGGCUCAUUUCUCGGGCUAGUCCAGGCCGUGUUCCUCAUCUUUUCGGCGAAAGUUGUGUUGGGCAUCAUGGGUGUGAAACAUGACUCACCAAUGCUAGAACCUGCGGUUCGAUACCUAACGAUCAGAUCACUUGGCGCUCCCGCUGUUCUCCUGUCUCUGGCAAUGCAGGGUGUUUUCCGAGGCUUCAAAGACACAAAGACACCGUUGUAUGCUACCGUGGUUGGAGAUGCAACAAAUAUCAUCCUAGACCCAAUUUUGAUGUUUGUUUGCCACAUGGGUGUCACUGGUGCAGCAGUUGCUCAUGUCAUUUCCCAGUACCUGAUAACCAUGAUCUUGAUAUGUCGGCUCGUCCAGCAAGUUGAUGUUAUCCCACCGAGCCUUAAAUCCCUGAAAUUUGGGCGGUUUCUUGGGUGUGGAUUCCUGCUGCUCGCGAGGGUGGUAGCGGUGACAUUCUGCGUCACUCUGGCGUCGUCGCUGGCAGCCCGCGACGGACCAACCAUCAUGGCGGCCUUCCAGAUCUGCUGCCAGCUCUGGCUCGCGACGUCGCUUCUCGCCGAUGGGUUGGCCGUUGCUGGACAGGCAGUGCUCGCAAGCGCGUUCGCCAAGAACGAUACCAAGAAGGUGAUUGCCGCGACCUCUCGUGUUCUGCAGCUGAGCAUUGUUCUGGGGAUGGGCCUCACGGUGGUGCUUGGUCUCUUCAUGAAGUUCGGCGCCGGCGUUUUCACAAAGGACGCCGCUGUGAUCGACGUCAUCCACAAAGGCAUCCCGUUCGUCGCCGGCACGCAGACGAUAAACGCCCUGGCGUUCGUGUUCGACGGCAUCAACUUCGGAGCACAAGACUACACCUACUCUGCAUACUCCAUGGUUGGGGUGGCGUCCAUAUCCAUACCGUGCCUGGUGUACCUCUCUGCGCACAAGGGAUUCAUCGGCAUAUGGGUCGCAUUGACCAUCUACAUGAGCCUCAGGACCGUAGCCAGCACCUGGAGGAUGGGGGCAGCGAGAGGGCCAUGGGCUUUCCUCCGGAAGUGAUGGAUCGGCUCCCGAGAUUGAUGGCGGCUUGUCUACAGUGCAGGGCUGGUAGAUAGCCAUAUGCAUACGCUCGUUCCAUGUAAUUAGAAUAAGUGUAGUACUGUGUUGCUGUUUUAAGCUUGGCGUAUUGGAGUUAGAUGGGGCUUAUUGCUUUGCUUCGCGGCCGUCUGCCUUUUGUUGGGGGAGAGAGAGGCUACUCUGAUCUUGUGAUUCAUGUCCUUGUUCUGUGCCGGAGAUGGCGAUUUAAUUGGACCAGUGCUCUGUAAAAAUCAUACUACAUUGAUACAUUGGUCUAUCCCUAGUUAUGUCA